Rattus rattus (black rat) is the source of this 744-nucleotide messenger RNA. Its product is annotated as 60S ribosomal protein L10-like. Gene Ontology annotation, biological process: ribosomal large subunit assembly; translation. Gene Ontology annotation, molecular function: structural constituent of ribosome. Gene Ontology annotation, cellular component: cytosolic large ribosomal subunit; ribosome. The record is from RefSeq and is a predicted model, not a curated record. The coding region runs from base 1 to 621 and encodes 206 amino acids. Lineage: Eukaryota; Metazoa; Chordata; Mammalia; Rodentia; Muridae. The transcript is spliced from 2 exons.
AUGAGGAAGCGCAAGGGCCUGGGUUCCCCAAAGUCCCGUUUCUGCCGAGGGGUCCCCGAUGCGAAGAUCCGCAUCUUUGACCUGGGUCGGAAGAAGGCGAAGGUGGACGAGUUUCCACUCUGUGGCCACAUGGUGUCCGACGAGUACGAGCAGCUCUCUUUUGAGGCCCUGGAGGCCACACGCAUCUGUGCCAACAAGUACAUGGUGAAGAGCUGUGGCAAGGACGGCUUCCACAUCCGAGUGCGGCUGCACCCCUUCCACGUCAUCCGCAUCAACAAGAUGUUGUCCUGCGCGGGCGCUGAUAGGCUCCAGACCGGUAUGCGAGGUGCCUUCGGGAAACCACAAGGUACCGUGGCGAGAGUCCACAUCGGCCAGGUCAUCAUGUCCAUCCGCACCAAGUUGCAGAACAAGGAGCAUGUGAUCGAAGCCCUACGCAGAGCCAAGUUCAAGUUCCCCGGCCGCCAAAAGAUCCACAUCUCCAAGAAGUGGGGAUUCACCAAGUUCAACGCAGAUGAAUUUGAAGACAAGGUGGCGGCAAAGCGGCUCAUCCCCGAUGGCUGUGGAGUCAAGUACAUCCCUGAACGUGGCCCUCUGGACAAGUGGCGAGCCCUGCAUUCCUGAGGACUUUGCUGGCAGAAAAGAAGUAAUGAUGAGGUUAUAGUUUGAAACUGUUAAUUCCGUUCAUAGAAUAUAGAAUGUUACUUUGCAUAUUAUAGCACAUUACGAUAGGAAGUAGUUGCCUUA